This is a messenger RNA of Polychytrium aggregatum, 4705 nucleotides long. RefSeq lists its product as uncharacterized. The record is from RefSeq and is a predicted model, not a curated record. The transcript is spliced from 2 exons. Bases 100 to 4452 code for a protein of 1450 amino acids. NCBI's taxonomy places the organism in Eukaryota, Fungi, Chytridiomycota, Chytridiomycetes, Polychytriales.
CUCAUCCAUCUCAUCCAUCUCAUCCAUCUCAUCCAUCCCAUCCUAUCCGUCCCGCGCGCUGCCCUCUGGACCAUCUGUCCCUCUGUCCAUCCUGUCGCCAUGGACAACUCCAAGGGUCCCAACAAGCUCAGCACCUUCUUCAGGCAGCUCUCUCUGCCUCGGCCUCAUAGGUCCAAGUCGUCUGGCCCCUCCCGUCCAUACGACGGCUCGCCGCGACCCGCCAAUGUCAUAUCCCACCCCAUCAUCAUCUCCAACUCGCCUGAAGCCUUCUAUGGCGAGCCCUCCACCCGCAGGACCAACCCGCUCAACUUCCAGGACGACCACCGCCACGCCGAUCCGCAGGAAAGCAGCCCAUACAUCCCGCCGCGCACUGAUUCGCAGGUCGCCCUGCAAUUCAAGUCAAGCACCCUUCCGCGGCGAUACGGCGGUUCACAGGACGCUCUUCCCCCGACGCAGUUCAAGCGACGCUCCUACACCGUUACCAAGGCCUCGCCGGUUCCGAGCUACGCUGUCGUUCGCAAGUCGCAUGCCCUGAACCAGGUCCAAAUCACCCGAGUGCCCAGGCCGCUCGACGACUCUCCUGUGUUUGCCGAGGCAUCUCCUCCGCGCAGCCCCCGCAACCCAGCCCGCACCGAGGUCUCGCCCAAAGCCAGCACUGCGUCGCCCGCGCCACCGACUCCCUCGGCUGGAUCGUCCGACCCGGCCUCGGAUGAAUGGCUCGACGUUGACCCCGACCGCCAGCAGCAGCUCGAGGACCCGGUGUUUGAGCCCGCUGUUACCGACUUUGAGAUCCGAAGGAAGCGGGUGUCCAUCUAUCGCACCCGAACAGACGACAACCGCAGGGUGCUGUCCAUCCACAAGCCGCAGCUCCAUCGCUACUCGCGUGUAUCCUUCAUCCGGCUUGAUGCUCGCCACUACCUUGGCGAUCCGCAUCAUCCCGACGCCCCUCCACAUCCACACGGCCUUCCCCUCCCUCUCCCAGACCACCAGGCCGGCAAUUCGUCCAGGCCCGAUCUUGUCUCCUCCCUUCAGGCUUCCGACAGUUCGUCAGAUCCUCGCCGCAAAACCCUGACCUAUCGCAGCCCUGGCCUCCUUCGAAUCGACUCCUUCAGCUCGGUCUUCAGUCACGACGACCGCAAGUCGCUGGAUUCGGUCGAAACAGCAAACCGACAGAGCUAUCACUACGAAACACUCCCGGCCCAGAAAAUCGACAACACUCACAUCAUGGCCAAGCUUCUGAGCAAGGGCCAGCGUGCUUUCUGGGGCACUGUGAAGCAAAUCGCUCCACAACGAGCGCCUCCUCGGCACGACCGUCCCCGUCAUAGGGUUGCCCGGCCGCUGGAUGACGACGAUGGCUGGCAAGAUGUCGACUCUGUCGGCGAUUCCUUGGCCACUGUAGCGGCUGAAGCGCUUGCUCCUGCCACAGCUCUUCCAUCGGUCGUCGUUGCCUCCGAAGCCACUGCCGCCCGACUUUCGCCCUUUACCGACCUCAACAAGUCUGCCGACUCUGCGGCCCCGCCAAUGAAACGAACCCCGACCGUUACCUUCGCCACCGUCGUCUCUGAGAUUUCGAUCGACCAGGCUCCAGCCGAACCCGCGGCUGAGCCUGACUACGCAGCCGCACUCGAUUCGGCCGCGGGUAUCAAGCCAAAGUCUCCAAAGGCAUCGCCACGUAUCCUGAACAGCAAUCCAUUCGGAUUCUCUCGGUCCAAGAAGAGACGCUCGGGCCAGAAGCGCAAGUCGGAUGAGGCAGGAUCUCGGCCCCCGUCCACUCGGCUUUCCAAGCUGUUCCACAAGCGGGGUUUCGCCAAACGCCUGACCAACAGCAGCUUCAAGAUCGAGGUUCUGCAUGAGGGCUGGGACGAUCUGGACGACGUCCCGCUUGCUCAAUUAGCUGCAGCGCCUAUUGAGUCAUCGGCUCUUGCAGUGUCUGCAGCAAGCGUUGGCUCGGCCGUCACAAUCCCCGCUCCUUCCGUCGGAGCGGUCUCGCCAUCACAGCCGUUGCAAUCUUCUGACAAGGACGAGCGGGGUCCCGAGGCUGCUGUUGCAGUAGAAUCGGAUUUACUGGGGGUCCGGACUGCGAGGCCCUCUGCCAGCCGACCCAGGAUGUCCUAUGUUGCUCAGAUGGUUCAGUCCUUCGAAGCCAUCAAUGUCAAGGAAGCCUCACAGACAAGCCCAGUGGCCCGCAAGCACCAGAGCAAUGUCUCGCUGCUCAAGCCGUUGGCAGCACUCAAGACCAUUGGCGAGUCCAACCGAGAAUCUCUUACCGACUCUGUCCUCGACAGCCAUCUCACGGAUACCCUGGAUGCCAUAGCCUCGUACCAGGCCGAGUCUCCGUCGCUCUCGCUCCGCCCUGUCGCCGACGGCCCCGAACCAAGCACCGAUGAACGUGCAUCAAUGGCCAGUGCCCCGCAACCCACGAUUGAACUGCCGGCUAUGGGUCUGAGCGCCGAAGACAUCAUUGUCUUCAAGGAAGAUGUUGACCUGGCUCCGCUCACGCUUUCGUCCGAAUCGUCCUCCAGUAAUGUCGGCCGCUCCACUUCGACCCAGCAAGAACAAAGUAUCUCCGCAGGUAGCUCCGACACCCAUAACCGCCUGAGCAGUGACCGCGACUCCUACUCGGAUCAAGACCGUGCCUUUUUCGACUCGCUCAAUGUCAUUGUCAGCGAGAUGAUGAAGCCCAAGCGCUACGUGGACCACAUGUCCCCAGAAGCGGCGGCAGGCAGCCCAUCGGUCUCGCACGCUGCCGAUGGCUCGUCUACCGCAAUCGGUCGCUCGGAACACAAGAGUGGCUCGCCCUUCAACAGUCUCGGGCGUAAGCGCACUGCCCGGGCUGCCGUGGUUCUGACAGAAGAUAAUCCGCUGAUUCGCGAGCUCAAGACACCGCCAUUGCGGGGCCGGUCUCCACCCGCUGGCUACGAAGACCGUCCUGCUAUCGAGCGCCAGCGGUCGAUGCAGCGCGCUGUUGCCGCUGGUGGCGAAGCCUUUGUGGAUGGGACUUUGGACUCGCGACGAGGCCGCAACAUCUCUCCCUCUAUCGAGCGCAAGCGAUCCAACCGCUCGCCGUUCGUGGAGGGCGACGCAGUUCGCGGUCCAAGGGAUCCACAUGGCCAUGAUUCGACCAUGCACCCCCAAGCGCCUGUACAUGGUAUUCCGCCAAGAAAUAUCCUGCGCUCGCCCGAUCGAUCUCUUGAUCGCAAGCCCAGGACCAUCGAGCCCGAGGAAGACUGGGAUCCGUAUCCCUCGACGGCUGCGGUGGACGAAGCUGCCGUCCGCAAGCCGUUCCGAUCGAUCGAUCGAUCUCUGGAUCGGAAGCGUUCAAACCGAGUGCCGCCACCCCCAUCGAGUGAUAAUCCCAUCAUUCGUGAGCCCAAAACCGAGGCCGAGAUGGCCCAGCCGACUCCGACGCGAACGCCCAGGAGCCCCAGCCCGUACCACUCGCUCGAGCGCAAGCGAUCGCCGCGCACGGUUCCUGCAGCCUCGGUCGACAAUCCCUUGAUCUGGGAGACCAAGACCACCGCCGAGCAGGACGAGGCUCUGCAAAGCUACCCGUCGAACGCCAUAUCUACCAUCAACCACUACCAAUCCAUGUCGGCCACUCGCACCGGAUCCGUCCGCCAAACGCCCAAGCCCACCCCUGCCGAAGUCUUCUUCAGCAUGGAUCCGUACGAAGCGGCACUGCGCCGUCUGGAGAACCGCAAUGUCCACGAGCCAGCAUCGUCGCUCUUGAUACCACCCGCCCAGAUCCCAUCCAUGAGUCGCUCCAGAAGCAACACCGGCUCAGACUCGCCAUCGCUGUCGGGCAGAAUUCCAGAGUCGGAGCGGCCACGCAUGGCCAUCGCCACAGUGGUGCCUGUUUCGCACGUUGUCCCGACAAUGGAGCGACAGUCGUCUCGAUCGCGGUCGGUCGAGCGCAAGGCCACCGCCAUCCGGGUGCUCUCGACGCCAAAGAUGCAGACGGCGACUCUCGAGCGUGUUCGAGAGCCUCGCGAGGAAUAUCCGCAACUCUUGACAGAGGUCUCUGCUCGCCCUGUCGAUUCUGUUGCCCCGACCAUGGACUAUGCAGCUCGGCCCUUCGAGGGCUCCUCUCGGGAUCAAGACUAUCCCCACCUGAGCCGUGCAGCAGAGUCCUAUUCCGACGUCCUGCCCACCUUUCCCGUCCCGCCUCCGAACAUUCCGUUUGUGCCCGUUGUUCUGACCACCCCUGCUGUCAGCGCAGGCCACCCUGCAACAGCGCCAUCGAUGCCGCGGGCCGCGACGGCCACACCACCGCUGCCAUCCGCCGCCAAGGUCUCUCCGUCGCAUUCCGAGUCGCCCAUUUACCCGACAAUUGGAUCGUCGUCGUCAACGUCGCUGCUCCCCACGGCAUCGGGAGCACCUGCUGCCCCGCUCGGCAAGAAAAAGACCAUGAAGGCUCCGACCCGCAGUGCAACCGUGUCGAUGCAAAUGUAGCCGGUCGGUCUUGUCGCCGUCGUCAUCCGAAAACGGUCAUCCCAGGCCCGGUUGAGAUUCCAGAUUGCACCGCUUUGUGCAGCUGGACUUGUCGGGCCCGCCAACGUACCUCGUCGUGUCAUUUUGAAGUGAAACGAGAGUGGUUUGAGCUCUCCCGCCGUCCUUUAUCCUUUGUUCAACUCGCCCCCCCCCUUUCUCUGCUGUCCCUGCUUCCCUAAACACUUAUCAUUCGCCUGUACCGAAUGUCUCGCCU